UUAAAUCCCAUUGUACGCAGACAGUAUAAAAGCAGGUUUGAUUUCAUUUGCACUACUGUAUCAAUAUAAGUUUACGUACAGUGCUCCGACCAAGUCUGCAACCAUGAUGAAAUUUUUGAUUGCGGUUUGUGUGAUUGCCUAUGCGGUGGCCCAGAAUAACCACCACCCAGGAAACGGAGAUAAUGUACACCAUCACCCGCAUCCAGAUGGCGACCUUCACCGUGACCAUCACCAUCCUUGUCCUGACUGUACUGAUGCAAACCAAACAGCUGUCUGUGUCAGCGGUGUGUGCAAAUGUGAAACUAUCACGAAACGUGCGGCGGGCUGCCAUGAUCACGACUGUACAUGCCCACCUGGUCAAACAGGUUUCUGCAAUCAGAACGAUAAAUGCGAAUGUGGGGACCAUAAUACUGACCCUGUAGGUAAACGUGCAGCUCAGACGUGCACUACAGCUGAUGAUUGCCCAGAAUGCGAACACCAUGGCUCUAAAGUAUGUGAGAAAGGACAUUGUCAUUGUAAAUAAUAUAAUUGAACUCGAAUGUCUUUUUUUUCAAAUAAAGGUAGACUACUU
This is a messenger RNA of Mercenaria mercenaria, 571 nucleotides long. RefSeq lists its product as uncharacterized. Bases 104 to 523 code for a protein of 139 amino acids. The transcript is spliced from 4 exons. Lineage: Eukaryota; Metazoa; Mollusca; Bivalvia; Venerida; Veneridae. The record is from RefSeq and is a predicted model, not a curated record.